GAUUGAACGGGAGGAUUUAUUAUCAUCGCCACUAUUUCGACCAAAAAUGUGUUCCAUAGUUAUAACAGAGAUAUUGCGUAAAUUAAAUCAUUCGAUCGUUCGAAUAAUCAAUGAUAAUCGAUCAUGAAUUUUCGAUUUAGAUUGAUGACGACCGGAAAUUACUUUCGGCAAUCUAUCCGCUAUGAAUCGAAUACAGGACCAUCACCAGUGCCAUUAGCCUUUGUGAAAGCUCAACCAAAAUCGAUUUCAAUAGAUUUGAACAAAAAACCGUUACUCAGUUUUCAUGGCCUUUUUGGUUCAAAAACAAAUUUACGAUCAUUGAUGAAUCAAAUUUGUGCACGUACAAAACAGCCAUGUUAUUCAUUUGAUCUUAGAAAUCAUGGUGAAAGUCCACAUGUUGAUGGUGAUAAAUCAGAUAUGCGUGCUAUGGCAUCAGAUAUUCGCCUCUGGAUGGAUACAAACCAUAUUGAUCGUGCCGAUCUUCUUGGACAUAGCCUUGGUGGCCGUGUUAUAUCACAAUUUGCAUUCGAUUGGCCGGAUCGUGUAGAUCGAUUGAUUUUAGUCGAUAUAAGUCCACUGCCAACAUUACCUAAAAUUGAUUUUCUUACUGAAAAUUUUUUUGAUUUACUUGAAAAUUGUAUACAACAAUUGCCUGCCGAAAUGAAUCUAAGUCAAGCUCGUCAACAUAUCCGUACAAUAUUAAUCGAAAAUAUUUCGAAUACAUUUAUCGUUGAUUUUUUCUUACUCAAUCUUUAUCAAGAUAAUAAUGAUGGUAAAAUUAAAUGGCAUUUCAAUACACGUGCAUUGGAAACAUUGGUACGAAAUCGAAUGGCUCAUCAAUUGGAUACAAGUCGACCAUUUAUGGGUGAAUCAUUAAUUAUCUAUGGUGAACAAUCGGAUUAUGUACAACCAAAUCAAUUUGAUCAGAUUCGAAUGAUAAUGCCAAACGUUCAAUUUGUUAGUAUAGCCAAUACUGGUCAUUAUUUACAUGUGGAAAAAGCACAACAAUUUAUCGAUAUUUCAGUUGAUUUUCUAAAAAAAAAUCCGUAUAGCUAAUUAGGCUAAUUAUUAUCAAAUUCUGUUGUUGUCAAUUGUUUGUUUUUUGUUAUUAAUCUUUAAUAAAGUUUAUCAGAUUUUUGAUUGUUUUAGACAAAUUUUCAGACAAAACAAUCAGUCAUUCAGACAUCCUACGCCAGCAAAAAAAAACCAUUUGUUGCACAUAUUUUAUUCGAAUUCCCAAUUUAACCCAACCUUGUUGUGUGUUAUGGCCAAAUAUGGCCAUUGCAGCCACGGGGUUUUGUUACUCUAUAUUAAUAGUUCCGCGUAAUGAUAAUAAUAUUUUGAUUCACAAACAAACGCAGGUAUUACUUGUAUAAUAUUUGAAAAAAAGACACUUGUUCAGGUUGCCACUUUAAAUCAAAUGAUGAUGAAAAAAAGAAAAGGAAUUUUCCCUUUUCAGCUUGUGGAUACGCACGCACACACACACAGUGGGGAAUGAGGUAGAAUGAUGAUGAUAAUAAACA
This is a messenger RNA of Dermatophagoides farinae (American house dust mite), 1523 nucleotides long. RefSeq names its product sn-1-specific diacylglycerol lipase ABHD11-like. Gene Ontology annotation, biological process: lipid metabolic process. The record is from RefSeq and is a predicted model, not a curated record. Gene Ontology annotation, cellular component: mitochondrion. Gene Ontology annotation, molecular function: carboxylic ester hydrolase activity. NCBI's taxonomy places the organism in Eukaryota, Metazoa, Arthropoda, Arachnida, Sarcoptiformes, Pyroglyphidae.